CGCAUGAUUCAGCUGUGACCACGCCCCCACUCAGUGUUUCGCAUCCAUCAGGCUGCUAAUAUUGUAGCUGCUGUUUUUAACGGCAGAGACUUGUCUCUUUUUCUAGAUGUUCCUUCAAAGAACCGAGAACGACAUGCGCUUCAAACCGUCCCGAGACCGACUGUAUAGCGCGCGCUGCUGCGGCUGCUGUCACGUGCGGACUGGAACCAUUAUCCUGGGCACCUGGUACAUGGUGGUGAACCUGUUGAUGGGUAUUCUGUUGACCGUGGCAGUAACUCACCCUGAGAACGUUCCUACUGUUGACCUGCAGUAUGAAGUUAUUGAGCAUUACUUUGCCUCAGACAGGAUGUCAGAGAAUGCUUGUGUGGGCUUUGCCAUCUCUCUCCUGAUGCUCACUAUCAGUGCCAUGAUGGUGUAUGGAGCAAUUACUAAUCGUGAUGGUUGGCUCAUCCCGUUCUUUUGCUACCAGCUGUUUGACUUUGCACUGAGCUGCCUGGUAGCUAUCAGCUCCCUCACGUACCUGCCCAGGAUCAAGGACUACCUGGACCAGCUGCCGGACUUCCCCUACAAGGACAACCUGCUCUCUCUGGACUCCAGCUGUCUCCUGCUCUUUGUGCUCUUCUUUUUUGCCAUUCUUAUCGUCCUCAAGGCUUAUUUGAUCAACUGUGUGUGGAACUGCUAUAAGUACAUAAACAACAGGAACACUCCAGAGAUUGCCGUUUAUCCUGCUUUUGAGACCCCACCUCAGUAUAUCCUUCCUACCUAUGAAAUGGCUAUGACGAUGCCAGCGAAGGAGAUGCCUCCUCCUCCUUACAUGCCUGCUUGAAUUCCCCUGAAUGGUUUCGUCAGUAAAUCCAGUGCAGAUACCCAUCUUUGCCUUUUGAUCCUGCCCUCAAUUUCAACACAUUGAGGGCUUUUAGACUCCCAGCGUCUUCACAUCUUUCACAUAAGCAGCUUACAUAUUGUAUAGACUUAACCAUGACUAUUUCUUUCGCAUGACUCUCGUAACCGUUCAUCACUGCAGAUAUAUUUUUGUAAAAUCAUAGGAAGCGUUUGAAGAGACACAGUGUUGCGGUAAGGAUUAGUUGUGUGGCAGGAUUUAUUUUAAUUACAUAGUGUUGUAUCUGAGAAAUGAGACGCCAUUCUCUUUUGUGGACAUCAUGACUCGAGUUCUGCAAUAAAUUGUGCUUGCAACAGAAUUAUUUAGUUAAUUCAUAGUCAAUCACUUAUGAAACGUUUUUUCUGUGAUUGGGCAGAUAAUCUGCCUUUUUAAACUUUUACCCAUGAAAACAUUAACAGUACCCUCUCUCACCUUCAGAGUGUUUAUUUUUCCAUGCUUUCCAAGCUUGUGUUUUGUUUUGGUUUUCAUAUGUCUUAGUAGACGUAGUGUUGUGAAAACAAUAUUGCCCUAUAAUUUGACAGGGCACUUGCAUUUAGAAUCACUCCCCAUGGCUAAUAAAUCUGUUUAGACAAUCCAGUGUGAUGAUUAAAAUGUUUUUCUUUUUCCAUUGUGUACUUAUUAGUGAACGUAAGACUUUCAUCUUCUCAAAAGUGAAAAAGCUCAAAGCACGUUUUAUCUUGUUUUAUAUAAUUAGUGGUGUUUUCCAUCCAUUGAACCCUUGUGCACCAUCAUGUUAGCAGCUGUCAUUGUGAACUGUUGUCGUGGAAACACGCAACUGGUGAGAGGAAACGUAACUCUCAAACGACAAUUGUAUAGAGUAAAAAAGGAAACUGCUAUUACUGUGUAAAUCAAUGGAUGCAUGAUCAUUUUAUUUUGUGGUCUGUUUCUUUUCUUGUACAUGUUCUGUAAUCUAAUUACUUCAAUAAACAUUUCAAAACA
This is a messenger RNA of Xyrauchen texanus (razorback sucker), 1840 nucleotides long. RefSeq names its product lysosomal-associated transmembrane protein 4A-like. The record is from RefSeq and is a predicted model, not a curated record. NCBI's taxonomy places the organism in Eukaryota, Metazoa, Chordata, Actinopteri, Cypriniformes, Catostomidae. The transcript is spliced from 7 exons. The coding region runs from base 107 to 826 and encodes 239 amino acids. Gene Ontology annotation, cellular component: lysosomal membrane.